Molecule: messenger RNA, 1664 nt
Organism: Cantharellus anzutake
Lineage: Eukaryota; Fungi; Basidiomycota; Agaricomycetes; Cantharellales; Hydnaceae
Exons: 5
Coding region: 42-1664 (540 amino acids)
Molecular function (GO): protein binding
Source: RefSeq, a predicted model, not a curated record
AUCCUAAGAAUUGAUUUGUCUGGCUGCGUGGUUCGCCUGGGAUGGGGAAAACUGUGAUAUCUAUGAGUGUAGCUUCCACGCUUGACAAGCAGCACACCCUUGCAGCAUCCUUCUUCUGGGAUAAGAACCAAGAGGGAACAGGACUCGAUUCGAUAUCACGCUUCCCCUCCACCCUUGCCCAACAGCUUGCGGCAUUCAAUGCCGAGUAUCAGAACUCGCUUAUCAGGCAACUUCGGGAUCCCGCUUUAUUCAGCAGUAUUGAUGGUUCUCCUCUAGAGAAAGAGGUGAAAGCUUGGAUCAUCAACCCUAUGCGUGAACUUGGGGGUGUAUUGUCUUCAGGAAAGGGUCACCCAGUGAUCCUCCUUGGAACGAUUCCUGAGCAUGAAGUGCACUCGAUACUCAAGCCCCUUAGCUCAAUAAUCGAUAUACCUUCAGCGAAAAAAGGGCCUGUCAAAUUUUCCCAUGCAACAGUGAAGGAAUUCAUCACCGGGAUUCCGAUUGGCAAGAAAGGGUAUUCAAUUGGGUUGCAGCUCCUCUGGUGUAUGAAUGGUGUCAUUAAAAGGAAUGAGUUCGGUCUCCCCACUGAACUUCCUUUGGGAGAUGAAGAAAAGUGGAAGUCUAGGAACAACACUCCAGCACCCAAGCAUGUCAACUAUGUGCUUACACACCUGUUCCAACACUUGGACCCUUUGCUCCUCUUUUCACAAGAGUCUAAUGAAUUGCAGAGAGAAUUUGAACAAUUUUGGACACAAAAACUUGAUCUCGUUCUUCCGAGCAGGAGUUCCCCAUGGCAUGCUUAUCAAUCUGGCCUUCCAUUCUCUCCAAUGUCAUCACCCGUGUACAAAUAUUAUGGUCAUCUCUCAGACCCUGUUCGAGUGUUCAGUGUCUCCAGCAAGUUCGCCGGUGGCUUAAUUCCUUUAUCCGAUGAGGCACAUGGAGCUCGAAGGGUGAUGGAGGUGGAGCUACCUAAAUUGCCGAAGAACUGUAGAUGGGAGACCAAUUAUAAAGCCGAGUUUCUUAACAACAAUGUUCGCAAUGGCAUUGUGACCUGUGCAGCGCUCUCAAGAGAUGGCCAUCAUGUAGCGCUUGGAUUUGGAAGUGGUAUUAUCAAAGUAGCUGACAUUGACAAUCAGUGCACAAUCUGUCAAUUCCACAGCGAUUCUUCCAUUCCUCCUGUUUGGAUUGAAUUUAUCCAAGGCGGUAAUGCCCACAUUGUCACUGAAGAUACUCAAGGAAACACUACCAUUUUCCGCCAUGAAAUGCCUGCAGUAAACCUUGGCAUUCUUCCCAGUAGUCAUUACCUUCCUCUAACUGCAGUGUCGGACAAUGGAUGUUUUAUUGUACGAGUCCCACGAAAUUUUAAAGAUGUUUGGUAUGAGAACACAACACUCUUUCUCCCAAAUACUUUUCCUCUCCUUUGCGACACUCGCUUGGAUUCUCUCCUGGAGGCCGAUAUGUCUGCGCUUACGAUGCACAUGAUUCUUUUGUCUGGUCAACAUAUUCAGUUUCAACAAGUGGAUCAUCAAUACUGGAGUUGCCCCCCAUUGCUCAUAUUCCAUCCCCAACCCCAUGACCCUUCGAUCUGCCAUUCCUUUGGUCCUGGAAAUGGAUAUGAACUGUGGACAAACUUCCAACUCGUCAUUGUCCAGGCACGGCUCAGAUGA